Molecule: messenger RNA, 1744 nt
Organism: Rubroshorea leprosula
Lineage: Eukaryota; Viridiplantae; Streptophyta; Magnoliopsida; Malvales; Dipterocarpaceae
Source: the annotation of a GenBank genome assembly
UCUCUCGAUCAUUUCCCCCUCCCUUCCUCCCUCCCUCCCUCUCUUCCCUAAACACUCCUUUCUCCAUUGAUCGCCAUCAUGGCUAUGGUGGUGCUGACGGCAGUCUUGGUUUUAUUCGUAACUUUAUUUUUCAGAGUUGCGUAUGAUACCUUCUCAUGUUAUUGGUUGACUCCAAGACGCAUCAAGAAAGUCAUGGAGGAGCAAGGCGUGCGUGGCCCAAAACCCCGCCCUCUUACCGGAAACAUCAUGGAAGUGUCCAAAUUCAUCUCCCAAUCCACCGCCAAGGACAUGGAUCACAUCCAUCACGACACCGUUGGCCGCCUUUUACCGCAUUACGUCGCCUGGUCUAAACAAUUCGGAAAACGAUUUGUAUAUUGGCAUGGUAUAGAGCCGCGGAUGUGUUUAACAGAUACUGAAAUGAUCAAAGAACUCCUAACAAAAUACAGCACCGUAUCUGGAAAAUCAUGGCUGCAACAGCAAGGAUCAAAAAACUUCAUCGGCCGAGGUCUUUUAAUGGCGAACGGGGACGAUUGGUACCAUCAACGGCAUAUCGUUGCGCCGGCAUUUAUGGGCGAUAGACUCAAGAGCUAUGCUGGGCACAUGGUGGAAUGCACUAAGCGGAUGCUCCAAUCACUGCAAAAUGCAGUAGAAUCCGGGCAGACUGAGUUUGAAAUCGGAGACUGCAUGAUUAGAUUGGCCGCUGAUAUCAUAUCAAGAACCGAAUUUGAUUACGGUUAUGAGAAAGGGAAGAAAAUAUUUCAUCUCCUAACCGUUCUCCAAGGCCUUUCUGCUCAAGCCAGCCGCCACCUCUGCUUUCCAGGCAGCCGGUUUUUCCCUAGUAAAUACAACAGAGAAAUAAAAUCUUUGAAAAUGGAGGUGGACAGAUUACUGAUGGAGAUGAUACAAAGCCGGAAAGAUUGCGUGGAGGUCGGCCGGAGCAGUUCCUAUGGCAAUGAUUUGCUAGGUAUACUAUUAGAUGAGAUGCAGAAGAAAAGAGGCAACGGGUUCGGCUUAAACCUGCAGCUGAUUAUGGAUGAAUGCAAAACGUUUUUCUUCGCCGGCCAUGAAACAACAGCGCUUUUGCUUACUUGGACAGUGAUGCUGCUGGCUAGCAACCCUACCUGGCAAGAAAAAGUCCGGGAUGAGGUGAAGCAAGUCUUCAAUGGCGCAACUCCCUCAGUUGAUCUGCUCUCCAAGCUCACUACGUUAAAUAUGGUUAUAAAUGAAUCAUUGAGGCUCUAUCCUCCGGCGACUCUCCUCCCUCGUAUGGCCUUCGAGGAUAUAAAACUCAGCGACCUUCUAAUUCCAAAGGGGCUUUCGAUAUGGAUCCCGGUACUUGCCAUUCAUCACAGCGAAGAAUUAUGGGGCAAAGAUGCGAAUGAGUUCAAUCCAGAAAGGUUUAGUACUAGAAAAUUUGCUCCCGGCCGCCAUUUCAUCCCCUUUGCGGCCGGAGCCCGGAAUUGUAUCGGACAAUCCUUUGCCAUGAUGGAAGCUAAGAUCAUAUUAUCCAUGUUGAUUUCCAAGUUCAGCUUCACAAUUUCAGAGAGUUACCGGCAUGCUCCAAUUGUUGUCCUCACAAUUAAGCCUAAAUAUGGAGUUCAAGUAUAUUUGAAACCACUGAAUAAUUAAUCACCCAUGCUGAUUCUUAAGUGGAGUUGGAGUUGAUUUUAUUGGGGACUUAGGGAGGUUGGUUUUGAUAUUAUAUAUAAUAUUUUAAUGUACUCCCUCCAUUUAUUUUUUAAUA